Messenger RNA from Harpegnathos saltator (Jerdon's jumping ant), 1106 nucleotides. RefSeq lists its product as uncharacterized. The record is from RefSeq and is a predicted model, not a curated record. The transcript has 5 exons. Lineage: Eukaryota; Metazoa; Arthropoda; Insecta; Hymenoptera; Formicidae. The coding region runs from base 183 to 956 and encodes 257 amino acids.
CACGGAUAGACUGAGCCGGCUAUGAGUACGUGCGUGUUGAGGGAAAUCAGAAAAAAGUCGUGGACAUUGGCAUCGUAGUUCAUGUGCACGGUUGUACAGAGGGCGCCUCACACUGAGCUCGGCUAAAAGCGACCCAUGGCGCCUCCUUCUUCUCUCUGCUGGUACAUAUAUAUAACCCGUUGAUGUCCUUCUCCCACUUGAAGCUUUCUAGAAACUUCUGGACUAUAUUUGUAGUGCAACUAGACGAAAACAUUUUAAUAUCUUGUAAAGGUAUGGAAUAUUCGUUGCAAGAUACACUGGACACACUUGAAGAUAAAAAGGAUGAACGGAAAAAAACUAUAGAAGACUUGACAAAUAGAAUAUCAAACAAUGAAGUUUGUGCUAUACAAGCAUCAAGCUCUACAGAAGACUUAAGAAGAAAGAAAGAAAGUAUAUUACAAAGACUAAUAGGGGAAGUUCAACAAAUACAACCUGAGAAUUAUACAAUUCUAAAAACACCUGAUUCUCAUGCAGAAGUUUUUAGAGAAAUGGAAGAUGAGAUUCAAGAUAUGCAGUUGAUCCUUAAUAAACUUGAAAAAACACUUACUGAUAUUCAAGAUGAUAUUCAAUAUUUAAGAAAUAAGAAGAGCGGAUUAGAUAAAAUGCGAGAAACUUAUGUAGGUUUCACAGAAACAUUUGCAGAUAGGACGUACAAAAAUGAACAAAUUUUAACAAAACGCAUAUUUCAAAAAGUGAAAGAUGAUUUGUAUACUGUUGUUAACACGAUUUUUCCUGAUAAUAACAAAUUCAAGGAAUUUCUAGCGACAUUAACAUCAGCUUACAUGAAAGGCGGUGAUGAUGUUUAUGUGAAUGUCACACCAGAGAUUCUAGAUUGUGUAAACUUUCUACUGGAAGCUGACAUAGUACAAUAUCAUCGUAAUGACAAAAAUAAAGUUAAAAUGACUGAGUUAUUAUGAUAUCAAAUGAAUACCUAAUCCUUAGUUUAUUAUACAAGUAUUGGGAGAUCAUAAAUUUGUAAAGCGUAUGUAACCGUAAUUAUUACCAAAACCGCUAAAUAAUAUGGCAGAUAUCUUUUUUUACCACAAAAAUGGAGUUCUUUCUCUUAA